Messenger RNA from Galleria mellonella (greater wax moth), 2005 nucleotides. RefSeq names its product pescadillo homolog. Bases 152 to 1975 code for a protein of 607 amino acids. Gene Ontology annotation, cellular component: PeBoW complex; nucleolus. Lineage: Eukaryota; Metazoa; Arthropoda; Insecta; Lepidoptera; Pyralidae. The transcript has 6 exons. Gene Ontology annotation, molecular function: RNA binding. The record is from RefSeq and is a predicted model, not a curated record. Gene Ontology annotation, biological process: ribosome biogenesis; maturation of LSU-rRNA from tricistronic rRNA transcript (SSU-rRNA, 5.8S rRNA, LSU-rRNA).
AAACGAAAUGUCAAAAUGUUCAAUUCUUUGCCAUUGAUAAGUUGCACUAUGAUGUUUUCAUUUUAUUAAUCUAUACCUUAUAUUGAUAUUACCAUUAAUAAAUUAUAGAUUAAGAAAAAAGCUCUUUAAACUACAUUAAGGGAUAACAAAAAUGGUUUCCAAGAAAAAGAAAAAGUACUCUUCUGGAGAAGGAGCUCAGUUUAUGACGAGAAAAGCCGCUCUCAAAAAAUUGCAGUUAACAUUAAAGGAUUUUCGACGUAUCUGUAUUCUUAAAGGAAUCUAUCCAAGAGAACCCAGAAACCGUAAAAGAGCUCAGAAAGGUGCCGGUGGCAUCAAAACGUUAUAUCAUACUAAAGAUAUAAAAUUUCUUCUACACGAGCCCAUAAUAUGGAAACUGCGAGAGUUAAAAGUAUAUCAACAGAGAAUUCGCCGAGCAAGAGCUAUGAAGAAAUAUGGACAAAUGAAGAAAUAUUUCAGAGACUACCCAGACAUGAACAUAGAUCAUAUAGUAAAAGAACGCUAUCCUACAUUUGUAGAUGCAUUGCGAGACCUUGAUGACUGUCUUACCCUUUGCUUUCUAUUCAGUACUUUUCCAUCUUUACGACGGGUCCCUAGAGAUCAAUCAUUACUGUGUAGAAGACUCACUGUAGAGUUCAUGCAUGCUGUUAUAGCAGCAAAGGCACUUCGUUAUGUGUUUGUAUCAGUCAAAGGUUAUUAUUAUCAAGCUGAAUUUGAAGGUCAAACUAUUACAUGGAUUGUACCACAUCACUUUGCAUUUCAGCCACAAAGCAAAGAUGAUGUUGACUUUAAAAUAAUGUCAACAUUUGUUGAGUUCUACAUUACAAUGCUGGGAUUUGUAAACUUUAAACUGUAUCACUCACUCAAUCUUGUAUAUCCUCCAAAAUUGACAUCUGGAUUCUCCUCAAAGUCUGACAAAGACCUCAUUGAUGAAAGAGCCUAUGUGUCAGAGAGAAUAGCUGCUAUGAAUAUUCCACUUGUUAAAUUGUCUGGUGUUGGUGAGACUGAGGAGGUACCAGAAAUUGACAUAUUCAACACAGAAGACGAUCCCCAGAAAUUAGAAGAAGCUAAGCUAGAAGCUGAAAAGAUAAAAAAGUUAAAAACUUUGUUCGAUGGCAUUAAGUUCUAUAUUAACCGAGAAGUACCAAGAGAGCCUCUAGUUUUCUUGAUUCGCUGUUUUGGUGGGCAGGUUUCUUGGGAUCGUGACCAUUUUGUUGGAGCGACAUUUGAUGAGUCUGAUGAAUCUAUUGCUUACCAAAUAGUUGAUAGACCAAGUAUGGAAAAGCAAUACCUCUCACGUUAUUAUGUCCAACCACAAUGGGUAUUUGAUAGUGUCAAUGCUAGGACACUGCUACCAAUAAAUAAAUAUCUUAUGGGAGCUGUUUUACCUCCCCAUCUCUCUCCAUUUGUCGACAAAACUAAAGAUCAGGUUUAUAUUCCACCUGAACAAAGGGCUCUUAAUGAUCCUGAAUUCAAACCAUUGGAUGACGAUGAUGAUGAUGGUGAAAUUGAAGAGGCCAGUGAUGAGGAUGAAGCAGACCAGAGCGACAAGGAAUCUGAGAUUGAUGCUGAAGAAGCUUUGGCCAAACAAUAUCAAGAGGAAGUGAAACAAGAUUCAUCUUCUGAUGAGGAUGAAGAGGAUGAUACAAAUUCUGAAAAAAAGAAAUUGGCUAAAGAGAAGAAAAAAGCAAUGGCUGUUACAAGUGGUGUUCCUCACAAAGAACAUCCCUAUUUGAAAGAAAUUGAAGAUAAGCAAGCAUUCAGAUUACGAGAGAAACUUGUUCGUAAAAAGCAUAGAAAUCUCUACAAGAGCAUGAAAGCUGGGCAAGAGAAAAGGAAAAAGGAAAUAUGGCUUCUGAGAAAGAAGAGAAGGCUCCAUGAUGAAAAAGUCAAGGAAGAAAAGAAAACUGAAAAACGGAAACAGAAAAUGCAAGCAUUAGAAGCAGCUUGUUCUUAAAUGUCAAAAAUAAAUACCACAAUUACUAAA